Molecule: messenger RNA, 1326 nt
Organism: Endocarpon pusillum Z07020
Lineage: Eukaryota; Fungi; Ascomycota; Eurotiomycetes; Verrucariales; Verrucariaceae
Exons: 2
Coding region: 1-1326 (441 amino acids)
Source: RefSeq, a predicted model, not a curated record
AUGUCUCUCACAACGUCUCGGCUCAAUGUACCCUCACCUGUCCCAAGUGAUAGAUACAAAGCAACUGCUACAGCUGCAAAUCGACUUGUAGACUUCAGCAGAGGCUCUCCUCGAAAUUCGAUUCACAGACGCAGCCUCUCUACAACAUCCGGUCCACGAUAUAAUCGACAGCUGUCCAAAGCUGCAGGAUAUCGGUUUCUCCAAAGAGCUGCUUCAUCCGAUGACGAGCCCACCAGCGAUAGCGGCUCAGUGACCACCCCUUCUAUCCGGCCUGAUCUUGGCGAUGCUGAACACCCCAUUCUCCAUUUUCGCCCCCAAUUGUGGAGACAUCUAGAUAAGGCGAGGGACACAUUGAAUCUCGAUCUAUUUUGGCCGCUGAAACUUGAAGAAUUGGUAGAGAACGACGACGACAUCGACGAAGAAGAAGAAGAAGACGGCGAGGAGAAUCAGGAUGACAAAAACUCUUUCCCGUUGGAAGGGCUCUUACCGCUAUGUGAGUUUCGAAACCUCCGCUCCAUCCGACUCGGAGGCAUGCUACAAUCAUAUCAAAUAUGUAUCUGGCGGGCCUGCUGGUUGAAUCCUGGUCUAGAAGAGCUCAUUCUCGAAAUGGCAUUGGAACCCACCAUCAAUCAAAUGAACACUUCGUGUACUCCCAUCGGAAGCUCAUGGCGCCAGAAGACCAUAAAUGAAGCAUGCACAGGUUAUCUGGGCGAAUUAGGAGAUGGAUCUCUUGAUGCAUCCAUUGGCACAGGAGAAUAUCUAGACAAGAAUGCCAUGGCUGCUGCCCGGAACCUCGUCUCCUCUCAGGGCGUCAACCUACGCUACCUUCCAGUGGUCAAGCUGGUCCUUGCUGGAUUUGUUGUUGAUGCGGGACCCUUUUUUCGUUGGUUCAACCCCAUGAGGCUUCGACUCGUCGAAUUUAAGUAUGGCUGUAUCGAUGCAGGUUUUGCGCUUCCGUCUCACAUGAAUAAUUUGGUUACGGUGACCUGGCCCGGAAACUCGGAUCUGAACAGCCAAACAGUGACCUUCUCGAAAGUUAAACCGCCAGACAUAAAGAGGGUUUGCAUCGGGAGGAGACCGUCGAUAGCGCGGCAAAUGAGUGGCCGCAAGCCAAAAAUCAAUUCAAUCCUGACCAAGAACUGGUUCUCGUUUGGCAGAGCGCAUAGUCUGAAAGCACGGAAAUCCAACCGACAGCGUCUGCAGCAUGCGAACCAGAUGGGUGAGGCAAGUUCGUCAAGCGAUCUGAGUUUGUUUCGGCAAACAUCAUGCUCAGGUACUUCUUUCACGAGUCAAGAUUUUGUUACUCUGGAGAAAGAUGAGCUGUAG